Molecule: messenger RNA, 461 nt
Organism: Lobosporangium transversale
Lineage: Eukaryota; Fungi; Mortierellomycota; Mortierellomycetes; Mortierellales; Mortierellaceae
Exons: 2
Coding region: 68-409 (113 amino acids)
Source: RefSeq, a predicted model, not a curated record
AUCCCCCUCUCUCCUCAACACAAACCUUUCAUCACCGAUCUCUUCUCUUAUUCUCUAGUGACCAGCAAUGUAUAAAUCACUCGUCUUGUUGUUAGCAGUUUGCUCGAACGUUGUCCUCGGCUACCACUACGUUACGAUCGAGAACAACGCUGCCAAAUAUUAUUCGACCGCUGCACUGCAAGAUCUGGAGAGAAAGUGCAUCUGUGUCAAGAAUACUCAAACCGCUGCAAUCAGAGGAGUCAAUGGAGGAACCAUCAGGCUGUUCAAAUCUAACGACUGCACAGGAACCUAUCAAACUCUAGGAAGCAAUAGCUACCUAAAGAACACAUACUGGGUGAACAGCUACUCAUUCGGUGCAUCGGGUAUGGCAUCAUCAGGCCCAAAUGGAUGCCCAAACUACUUUGCCUAGGAGCACUAUUAGCUGUGGUGUGGGUGAAGAAACACAAAUAAAUGAAUGACUG